Molecule: messenger RNA, 2553 nt
Organism: Acyrthosiphon pisum (pea aphid)
Lineage: Eukaryota; Metazoa; Arthropoda; Insecta; Hemiptera; Aphididae
Gene: l(2)dtl
Product: WD40 domain-containing protein denticleless
Exons: 9
Coding region: 347-1981 (544 amino acids)
Biological process (GO): mitotic G2 DNA damage checkpoint signaling; proteasome-mediated ubiquitin-dependent protein catabolic process
Cellular component (GO): nucleus
Molecular function (GO): protein binding; protein-macromolecule adaptor activity
Source: RefSeq, a predicted model, not a curated record
UAAGAGUACAAAAGAUACAGAUUAGACCAAUUAGUAGUUAAUAAUUAUAAAAAUUUAUUUAUACGACACUUUGAGUUUUCGACUCAUUAACGUUAUCGACUUUGAUAACGGUUCAACGGUGUUCAUUGUCCAAACAUUGACUGUGGAAGUUCGUUUAUUACUAGUAGUUGUUUCUAAUUAGUAGUAUGAUUAUGUAGCAGCUUCAAGAAUAACCGUGUCAGUUGUAGCAACAACUGUCGUGUAUGUUUAAUAACAUUACUGCCAAAAUAUCGAAUAAUCGUAUUUAAUGCUGGUCAUUGUUUCCUGGCUUUAAUCAGUCCAGGAUUCAUUUUACACUCGUGGAAUUAUGGACUCAAUUAAUGUACUCAAAUAUAUGGAGAAAAGACAACUUGGCUAUACCGGAUUUAAAAGCAAAUUGAGUGACAUGUUUAUUGGACAAAUGGGUUAUAUACCACAAGCAAAUGAUAACACAGACAAUACAAUCAUUCAUGUUGGAAAUACUUUUGCUUGUAAGUUCAGUAGGAAUAAAAACAAUUUGCACAUAGUUGGUGUUUCAACUGAACACGGAGAUAUACUUAUUCAAAAUACUAUAGGUCAUUACAAUGACCAAAAAAAACAGAUUAAAAGAAAUGCUGUACACGACAAUGCUAUUUUUAACUUUGGAUGGGCUGAGCCACAAAUGAAAUUAAUAACAGCCUGUGGAGAUCAAUCCUCAAAGUUAUGUAAUUUAAGCCCAUCAGGGGUACUCGAUGUAGAAAAAGAAUUUAUUUAUAAUUCUUCUGUUAAAAGUGUAAUGUUUUGCCCUGGAUCUUCAGAUGUAUUUUGUGGUGGAUGCCAAGAUGGUUCAAUAAAAAUCUGGGAUGCACGUUUAAAUAAUGCUCAAAGAGUUUUGGAGUUUGAACAUAAUAUACCUAAUACACAUGGCAUUUAUGGAGCAGUAUUAAAAAAAAAUAAAUCAAAAAAAAUGUUUGGAGUAUCUUCUGUAAUAUUUAAAACUGAUCAAACUGUUAUAUCCUGUUCUUCCAUGGACCAUGAUAUCAAAUUAUGGGAUUUACGUAAAAGUUACCGUCAAGUAAAAGGUAAUACAGAACCUCUACCACUCAUGAAAUAUUUUAAUGAAAUGAAAAUUUCACCGCUAAAUAAUGGUUAUGUAGAUAUAAUAACAAAUCCGCAAUCUACUUUAAUGUAUGCGAGUUGUAUAAAUAAUGUUAUUUACUGUUAUUCAUUGGAUUCUACAGACACAAAGCCAAUAUGCCAAUACUCUGGUCAUUCCCAUGAAACUGGAUACUCCAAAAUUAGCAUUAGUCAUGACGGCCGUUAUCUAUUUAGUGGUUGUAUGGAAAAUAUUGGCAUUAUAUGGUUGACAGAUUUUCCUUAUAAUGAAAAUCCAAUGUUUAAAAUAGACAAAAUUGAUGAAAAAUGUUCUAAAAUAGAAUUGAGUGCUUCAGACUGGUGUGCAGAUUUAACAAGUACUAAAUUGGUAACAAGUAGUGAUUCAAUGCCAAUGGUGUGGUCAAUACUUACCCAUGAACAAAAAAUAUCUGAAGUAUCUUCAAUUUGCCCAACCUCAUUGUAUAAAUCAAGAAAAUCUUCAGUGAAGAUGUGUACGGUUCCUAUUAAAUUUGACACUGAACUCAAAGAAAAAUAUAAAAAAGAAACAGAAGAAACCAUGGAAAAUUGGGAUAUCCAAAAUCAAAGCUUUGUUCCAAAUUCAGAAUAUAUAAAUGUGACUCCUAAAAAACCAUGGGAUGCUAUUUUUUGUACAAAAACAACAUCUUCAUUGUCCACUCAGAUAUCACCUCAGUUAGAAACAACAUCCACACAUUCUACGCUCGUGGUUUCUAAUCAAAUCCCUGAAGUAGUUACACCUACUUCAAGUAAAAAACGAAAAAAAAGUAUUGUAUCCCCUAAAAGUUUAAUUGACCAAUAUUUGGUGCCAAGGAGCAAACGUGAAAAAUUGGAUACUGUACAUGAAAUAUAGUUGUUAAUUAAAAUAAUAAAAUAAAACAAAAUUUAUUUAUUUAUUUUAUAAAAUUUUUAUGUUGACUGACUAUUUUUGUAUAGGGACAGAUUUUGUGUUAAAAAAAAUUAUACUUUUUAUUUAUAUCACAUUAUUUCUGAUCACAGUGUUUAUAUAUUAUAUACAUUUUUAUUAAUAAGUUAAAAAUAUGUUAUUUCUUAAGUUGUCACAUUCCUUAUAUUAUAUUCUACUUUAGUAGCAUUAAGUUAAUAAAUAUUAGAUGUUUUAAGUUUAUUUUUUUAUUAUUUUAAGACAGUUAUGUAUUAAGUUUAUUGAAUUGUUAUGCUUGUGUGGGCCUCAAUUUUUUAUUAUAACAUGGGAACAAUCUGUGUACUUUUUCUGAUUUAAAAGAAAGUUAAUUAAGACGAGUUUGCUCAAAAAACCACAAUUCAGAGCAUUAAAGCUCAUAAAGUUAUUAAGAUAACAUAUUUUAUAAAUUAACGUGUCUAAAUUAAAAAAAAAACACUUAUUAACUUGUUAUUACAAUAAGAUAAAUUGAUGUUCAAAUAAACAAAAUAUUUGGUUAUAAUUAA